GGACUUCCUGUUCCGUUCAUGGCUUCGUCUGAUCGCGUCGUAAUAAUAACGAAAUCUAUUUUACUGUAAAAACUGGUUUAUACAGCAACAACAGAAUAUCAGAAACAGCAAAGAAUUAUUUCUGACACAUCACCAAUAUUUAUCAUCUUUGAAAGACAAAAGGAAAAUGUUCCACAGAAUGGAUAUAACCCUGUUUAUAUAAAUCUAUAGUUGAAUUUCUGAUAAAUAUUUCUUCAGAACUGAGAAUGAAUAUCAAUGUUUGUCUUGUUCACUGUCUGAAAACUUUACAAGAUGACUUUGCAUUUUAAUUGAAUCUGGAUUACAAAGGAGUUUGCAGCAACUUCGGAUAAUCACCAAAAUUCACAGCUGAUGGAAAUAUAGCAGCACUAAUAUUUGUUCAGAGUAAGAUAUUAGAACAAAAAAUAAAGUUCACAUCAGAUACAUCAUCAAUAUUGAUCAUAUCUUAAAGACUAAAAGAAAGUGUUAUAAAGAACAAAUAUAAUUCUAUUUAUAUAAAGUUUGGGGAACUACAGAGAAAUAUUUCUUUAGAACUGAUAUUAAUAUCAACAUUCGUCUUGUUCACUUCCUGAAAAGUUUACAAACUGGUUUUGCAUUUUAAUUGAAUCUGGAUUACAAAGGAGUUUGCAACAACUUCAGACAACCACCAAAAUUCACAGCUGAUGGAAAUAUAGCAGCGGUAAUAUUUGUUCAGAGUAAAAUAGAACAAAACUAGUAUAUAUUGUGGAGUACGAAAAGAAAAAUGAUGGAAAGUGAGAUUAGUGAGAACAACGUUGCUCGUAAAAUAUUGGCUAAAAGUAUUGUUUUACCUGAUGACUUGAAGAAUGAGAAAGCAAGAACCUCGUUUGAUUGUGGUGUCUGUGGCAAAUCGUUUUCCCAAAAUUGCAAACUGACUAAACACAAAUCUAUUCAUACGGGAGAGAGGCCAUAUUGUUGUGAUAUCUGUGGUAAAUCAUUCUCACAAAAGGGUAACUUAAUCAUUCACAAACGUAUCCAUACAGGGGAGAAACCGUAUCCUUGUCAUAUCUGUGGUGAGGCAUUUUCCCUGAAAGGUAACCUAAUUACUCACCAACGUAUCCAUACCGGAGAAAAACCUUAUGUCUGUGAUAUCUGUGAUAAACCGUUCUCUCAAAAGCAUAAAUUAGUUACACACCAACGCAUUCAUACUGGAGAGAAACCAUAUCAUUGUGACACUUGUGGGGAAUCAUUCUCUCAAAGUAUUCAUCUCACGAAACACAUACGUAUUCACACAGGAGAAAAACCAUAUCACUGUGAUAUUUGUAGUAAAUCUUUCUCUCAGAGUAGCAGCCUUACUAAACAUAAGGCUACCCAUACAGAAGAAAAACCAUAUCACUGUGAUAUUUGUACUGAAUCAUUUUCUCAAAGUGCUCAGUUAACAAAACACAUACGUGUUCAUACUGGUUAAACAUAUCUUUGUGAUAUCUGUGGGGAAUCUU
Octopus sinensis (East Asian common octopus) is the source of this 1475-nucleotide messenger RNA. Its product is annotated as zinc finger protein 271-like. The coding region runs from base 761 to 1444 and encodes 227 amino acids. Gene Ontology annotation, molecular function: RNA polymerase II cis-regulatory region sequence-specific DNA binding; DNA-binding transcription factor activity, RNA polymerase II-specific. The transcript is spliced from 3 exons. Gene Ontology annotation, biological process: regulation of transcription by RNA polymerase II. The record is from RefSeq and is a predicted model, not a curated record. Lineage: Eukaryota; Metazoa; Mollusca; Cephalopoda; Octopoda; Octopodidae.